AAAGCAAACAAACAAGUCGAGUCGGCAAACGUGAACGCGUUGCGCACAAACCAGACACAAAAUGCAAUGCGAAUGUGCAGCUUGUGGGUGAGGUUAGCCGCGUAUUUCAGGCCAAAUACGAAACUAUUUUUUAAAAUUAAGUGUGCCCAUAACUUGCUUGAAGGAUCUGCUUAUCGUGAUUGGAUCAGAUUCGCCAAUAUGUAUCGGUCAAAAAGUUCACAUCACGAACAGCAAAAUGUUCACAGUUUGUAUCCAGAUGAUCCCGGAAUGCACAACACUGGUGCCCAGCAGAGUGGUGACCGGCACACAACCGUCGGCUACAAAUCUCAGAGCACGUUGUUGGAGCGUAUGUCACAGAGUUUCACCGGAGCCAUGCUCGGCAUCGGCAUGUUUGUUGUGUCUUUCUUCAUCCUUUUCCUGAAUGAGGGCAAAGCAGUACAGACAGCGUACUCUUUAGACGAAGGUCUACGCCUUGUCGUACCCAUCACCAACAACAAAGUCAUCUUCCAGGAAAACAACUACAAACUUGUGCAUUUGACGGGGAAUCUGAGAACAGAUCAGCCGCUUGUAGAUGUGCUGUUUGAUGUGAGUGUGCAGGCUGUCAAGCUGAGACGAGAUGUGGCUAUGUACCAAUGGGUGGAACACCAGAAGAAACGAGAAAUCGAUGAAGGAUCAGAGAUAAGGAUAGAAACAGAUUAUAUGUACACCAAAGAAUGGAAACCGUACGUUGUAGACGCCAAUGGCUUCAACAAUCCCGCCCACCAUCAGAAUCCAAAAGAAAUGCUAGUGCGCCCAAUGACCUUUGUAGCCAUACAUACCUACGUAGGCAACUACAUGCUGAAAGACAGUCUAAAGGAGAAAAUUGACGCAUUCCAGCCCUACGUUCCCAGCACACAGCCAACCAACCCAAAUGUCAAGCUCAUGGACGGGAUAUUUUACCAGGCAGAGAAUCCUCACCGGCCCAAGGUUGGGGACAUGAGAGUGACCUUCAGCUAUUCCGGGGUGAGCGGCGACAAAGAUUCUCCCCUCGGUCCUCCUGAUAAAGUUAGCAUAAUAGCCAAGCAGUCUGGGAACCAGCUAACAAAGUACCAGACAGAGGCAGGGGACCCUCUGGAACUAGUUCACUUCGGAGAAAAAACUGCAGAGGAGAUGAUUUUAGAUGAGUUAUAUUCUAGCAACGUGCUGACCUGGACAUUACGAGCCGGUGGCUGGCUGCUCAUGUUCCUGGGUUUGAACUUCAUGACCAACAUUAUAUACACCAUAGUUGACUGGGUCCCAUUGCUCCGCACCUUGGUACGCAUCGGCCUGACAGCAUUCAACAUCUGCGUCUCGCUCUCGCUAACCACCAUGACCAUUGCCUUGGGAUGGCUAUGGUAUCGCCCUCUAUUGUCCCUCGCAUUGUUAGCCCUCGGCCUUCUGCCUGUAGCUUACUCGUACAUCAAGGGGACAAACGUCAAGCAUGAUUCCCACGUUUAGUGGAUGGAGACUUGUAUAAUUUAGUUUGAACUAUAUCUCCUGUACAGCAUGAAGGCUGAACCUGAUUUCACGAAGCACUGCGUCGCGUCGCAACUCGAGUUACGACGUGUAACACGUCGCAACUCGCGACGCGUCG
Messenger RNA from Patiria miniata (bat star), 1612 nucleotides. RefSeq names its product transmembrane protein 43-like. The coding region runs from base 67 to 1476 and encodes 469 amino acids. NCBI's taxonomy places the organism in Eukaryota, Metazoa, Echinodermata, Asteroidea, Valvatida, Asterinidae. Gene Ontology annotation, cellular component: nuclear inner membrane. The transcript has 11 exons. Gene Ontology annotation, biological process: nuclear membrane organization. The record is from RefSeq and is a predicted model, not a curated record.